Messenger RNA from Musa acuminata AAA Group (dessert banana), 1458 nucleotides. RefSeq names its product (R)-mandelonitrile beta-glucosyltransferase-like. The record is from RefSeq and is a predicted model, not a curated record. Bases 1 to 1458 code for a protein of 485 amino acids. Gene Ontology annotation, molecular function: quercetin 7-O-glucosyltransferase activity; quercetin 3-O-glucosyltransferase activity. Lineage: Eukaryota; Viridiplantae; Streptophyta; Magnoliopsida; Zingiberales; Musaceae. The transcript has 2 exons.
AUGUCAAGUGCAGCGAUCUCCAGGCCCCAUGCAGCGAUCCUUUCCUACCCUGCGGCAGGCCAAGUGAACCCAAUGCUGGACUUGGCCAAGCUGCUGCACUCCCAGGGCUUCCGCGUCACCUUCAUCAACACAGAGUUCGCCCACCACCGGCCGCUCGAGAAUGGAGGACGCCAUGCGCUGCUCGCCUCCGAGUCCUUCCGAUUCGAAGCCAUUCCGGUUGGCCACGCAUCAUCUGCCUCCGACUCCUUUGACGUCAAAGAGUUGGAGUCGUCGGUGAGAGAAACUGGCGCUGCCCCCAUCGGAGAGCUCCUGCAGAAACUCAGCAGUUCCAUGGAUGCUCCCCCUAUCACUUGCGUCAUAUCUAACUUCCUGAUGACCUUCGCGGUGGACGCGGAGAGGCUGGGCGUUCCUCAUCUGGUGUUCUGGACUACGAGUGCUUGCAGUCUCCUCGGUUCCCUUCAACUUCAGGAGCUCAUUCAGAGAGGAUACACACCACUUAAAGAUCACAACUGCAUCACGAAUGGAUACCUGGACACCACCAUAGAUUGGAUUCCUGGCAUGAGAGAGAUGCGUCUGAGGGACCUUUCCAGUUUCAUCAGAACAACAGAUCUCGAUGACUACUUCCUCAAGAAUGAGAUGGAAGGAGUUGACUGCGCAUUGAAAGCUUCUGGUUUGAUACUCAACACAUUUGAUCACAUGGAAAGCCAGGUCCUGGAUGUUCUUAAAAGUUCCUUUCAUCGGAUAUACACAGUGGGGCCUGUUCUUGGGCUACUGAACCAGAUCAAAGGAAAUCCCGAAAACUCACUGCGGUUAAGCCUUUGGGAAGAAGAUCAUGGAUGGAAGGAAUGGCUGAACGCUCAAAAGGAUGCUUCAGUUAUCUAUGUCAGCUUUGGAAGCCUCACAACCUUGACAAGCGAACAAUUAACAGAGUUUGCAUGGGGACUUGCUGACAGCAACCAUCCCUUCAUGUGGAUCAUUAGGCCCAAUCUUCUCAAAGGUAGUAGCGAUGCUGCAUUGCCUGAAGAAUUCAUUGAAGAAACUAAAGGGAGGAGCUUCUUUGCCGGUUGGUGCCAUCAAAGUGAAGUGCUUUCUCAUCCUUCAAUAGGUGGCUUUCUUACGCACGGUGGUUGGAACUCGAUGUUGGAGAGUCUCUGUGGUGGAGUGCCAAUAAUUUGCUGGCCUGGAUUUGCUGACCAGUAUACGAAUUGCCGAUAUGCUUGUAAGGAAUGGCGAAUAGGAAUGGAAAUCGACCAACAAGUGAAGAGAGAACAUAUUAAGGACCUCGUUGUGGAAUUAAUGGAAGGGGAGAGAGGGCAGCAGAUAAGGAAGAAUGUUAUGAAGUGGAAGAAGUUGACAGAGCAAGCCACUGCACAAGGGGGGUCUUCAUAUACUAACUUGGAGAGAUUAGUCAAGGACAUGAAUGAGACAAUAGAAAAGAACUCGAUUCAUGACAAUUGA